This is a messenger RNA of Paracoccidioides lutzii Pb01, 168 nucleotides long. RefSeq lists its product as hypothetical. The transcript is spliced from 2 exons. The coding region runs from base 1 to 168 and encodes 55 amino acids. The record is from RefSeq and is a predicted model, not a curated record.
AUGUCUGGCGGGCAUCGCGCAUUGCAGAUUUCCACAACGCACAAAGUGCUUGUCUCGGCUGAAGUCCCCGGGGUCCAGUAUGGUGGUUCGCCCAGUGUCCCGCCGGAACUGGCGGAUCUUGGUAUGGAAGGGGAAACACACGGGAAAAGGAGACAGAGAUAUUCCUAG